UCCACACUGCCCUCGCUCUUCCCUCGCACGAUGAGCGCACCCGCGCCGAAGAUCUCCUUUGGCUUCAAGGCCAAGGUCGCGCCCAUCGGCGGCGGCAGUGCUGCUGCCGGGCCCUCCAAGCCGCCCGCACGCCGCGCUGCGUUUGGCGGCGACGAUGAUGACGACGACGAGGCAGACGCCGCUGCGCCGCCCGUCGCCAGCAGCAGCAGAGGCACUGUAGCUGGCCGUGGCAAAGCAGCCGCAAAGCUGAAGCUGCCGGGCGGAGCAGCGCCGCCAUCGCGCGCGUCGGCAGCGCGGCAGGCAGAGGCGCUGGCGCUCGACGAGAAGGUGUUUGACUACGACGGCGUGUACGACGCCAUGAAGGGCGCGCAGGACGCAAAGAAGAAGCGCAUGGAGGAGGCCGGCCGCGAGGCCAAGUACGCAGACGCCUUUGCCGCCUCGGCGCAGCAGCGCAAGAUCGACUUUGCGCGUGCCGAGGCCAAGAAGAUUGCGCGCGAGCGCGAGCAGGAGGGCGACGAGUUUGCGGGCACCGAAGCGUUUGUCACCGAGGCGUACAAGCAGCAGAUGGCCGAGAUUGCCGAGGUGGAGAAGCGCGAGAAGGAGGAGGAGGAGCGGAAUCGCGGCAAGUCGGCACGCGGCAUGGCAACAUUUCAGAAGGAGAUGCUCGCCAAAGAGGCUGCAGCGCACGAGGCUGCCGUCGCAGCAUCGCUUGCGGCGCCUUCGAGCGAGUCGCCGGCUGCCGAAGCGCCAAAGGAGAAGACGCAUCGCGAGCUGGCCGAGGAGGCGCGCGCCAAGGGCCUCAACGUGCGGCUCAACGACGACGGCGAGCUCGUCGACGAGCGGUCGAUCUUGACCAAGGGCCUCAACCGCAUGGCGGGUCGCAAGGCUGGUCCAGCCGCGAGCACAGCCACGCGCGAUGCUCCUCAUCCUGCCGGGCAGCCUCGCGACGGCGCACGAGAAGCCCGCGAGGCGCGCGAGGCCCAGCGCGCGCGGCAGAGCCGCAUGGUCGAAGACCAGCUGCUCGAGCUCGAGCAAAAGCGCCAGCGCGAGGAGGAAGAGGAGAUGCUCGAGCGCAAGCGCCGCGCCAUGGGCCAGCGCCGCAACGACGAGACGGCCGUCAGCAGUGCCCGCGAGCGGGCGCUGGCGCGCAAGCAGCAGCGCGAGGCACAGCAGGCGCAGGCCGACGCUGCGCCACAAUAAUACCUCUGACACAAUGCAGCUUCACUUUCCAC
Molecule: messenger RNA, 1232 nt
Organism: Tilletiopsis washingtonensis
Lineage: Eukaryota; Fungi; Basidiomycota; Exobasidiomycetes; Entylomatales
Exons: 3
Coding region: 31-1200 (389 amino acids)
Biological process (GO): regulation of alternative mRNA splicing, via spliceosome
Source: RefSeq, a predicted model, not a curated record